AAACAAGCGUUUUAAUGAAUACUUUCAAGUGAUAUCCUCUGGGUCCACAUUGUUAAUUUUGUUGUAUAUGUCUGUUACCCAAAAUAAUUCCAAUUAAAUUCAAGAAAGGAUUCGAAAAGAGGCCCACUUCCUGUUUUGUCUGGAUGUGGACAUGAAGUUUUACCAGCGCUGGGAGGCUGAGGUGCUCAGCCAGCUUGUAGCUGCAGUUCACCUAUCUUACUACUAUGAGAGCUGGGACAAGUUCCCCUACGAAUGCAGACCUGCCUCAUUAUCCUUUGUGCCCCUGAAUGAGGGGGACUUCUACUAUGCCAGAGCAGUGUUUGGAGGGACUGUGGAGGAGGUCCACAAGCUGACUAGGACAUGCCAGGAGCAUCUGGACAGAGACAGGGUUAAUGUUAUAGAGGCAGCGUGGCAAGAGGCGAAACAUCUCAACUGCUACCUUAUCUACAACAAACCCACCCGGCUGCUCUCCCCUGAGUACAUAUAAGGAGUCAUGAUGCACCUGAGAUCAAGGUCAUAAAGCUGGCCUCUGUCAUUAAGAAUAACGUAGAAAUACGACAAUGUAAAAAUGUAGAGGGUCAAUAACCUCAGUUUCAGAUGAAAAACAAAAACGUGAAAUACAAAUUAUUUUAAACAGAGGUUGAUCUGCUUUGCUCUUAUACUCAAUAUUAUUAGGAACUUUGUUUUGUAAGUUCGCUUUUUUCAUUCAUAUUUUGUUGUAUUAAGGCCACAAAAGACAACAGUCAGAAAUGUUAUAAUGACUGAAUUGAUUAAUUAAAGAUGAUCUACCACCACCAAUGUAUUUUGUCAAACUGAAUGCGUUGGUCACAUGUUGUUGGUAUAGUCAGAGCCAUACAAUUGUACAGUGCUUUCCGAAUGUAUUCAU
Molecule: messenger RNA, 886 nt
Organism: Oncorhynchus mykiss (rainbow trout)
Lineage: Eukaryota; Metazoa; Chordata; Actinopteri; Salmoniformes; Salmonidae
Source: RefSeq, a predicted model, not a curated record